UUCAUACAUACAUACACUGCAUAGCAUAGCAUACCUGCUCCUCUCCUCCUCUCACCUCGCUUCUCGCGCUCUCUCAGAAAAAUUAAUUUUCUUGAGAAACAAGCCACUGUCACAAUCCUAAGUACAAUGGUUGUCGUCGAGAGUCUUGGCCACGGCGAGCAAGAAACCGUCGAUUUCUCGGAUACGCCGCGUUUCAGCGACGAUCUCGGCUCCGGCUCCGCUUGCUCCACUCCCUUCGUCAGCGCUCCGUCCAGUCCCGGCCGCGAUCCGCCGCCGGGCUAUUUCUUCAGCGCGCCGUCGAGUCCCAUUCACUUCUUCCUCCGCUCUGCCGCCGCCACGUCGGAGAAAUCGAAGCUCGACUCGUCCUCCCCCGGCGACUUCGAGUUUGAUUUCUCGUCGCGGCUGUCUUCGAGCAGCGGUUCUUUGGGCGGCGUGCCGAUGACCUCCGCGGAGGAGCUUUUCUCCAACGGUCAGAUCAAGCCGAUGAAGCUCUCUUCCCACCUCCAGAGGCCUCAGUUCUUAGCGCCGCUUCUGGAUCUUGAAGAAGAAGACGAGGAAGAGGGGAAGGCGGAGGGUAGGCGAGGGAGGGAUCUGAAGCUGAGAAGCAGAUCUGUUCACCGGAAAGCGAGAUCUCUCUCUCCGCUACGAAACGCAGCGUAUCAGUGGAACGAAGAGGAAGAGGUAGUCGUUGGAGAGAGCGAGGUGAAGGAGUGCAUACGUAAGCUUCAGGAAGACUACGAGGACGAAACGAAGAGUAGUAACGAAAACGUGACGUCAGCCGAAACGACGCCGUCUUGCUCGGCUUCUUCCUCUCGAUCGUCGUCUUACGGGAGGAACUCGAAGAAGUGGAUAUUCAUCAAGGAUCUGCUUCACCGGAGCAAAAGCGAAGGAAGAGGAAACGGCAAGGAGAAGUUCUGGUCCAACAUCUCGUUCUCUCCUUCCACCUUCAAAGACAAGAAGCUCAAAUCGGAAGCGGAGAACGCAGCCGUCGAGAACAAGAAGCAGAAACAGAAACAAUCAGCGCCGGCGAAGAAGACUCCGGCCGCCGGAAAACCAACAAACGGAAUAGCGAAACGGCGAGGGUCGCAGCCGUCGGCUCACGAGCUGCAUUACACAACGAACAGAGCUCAGGCGGAGGAGAUGAAGAAGAGGACGUACUUGCCGUACAGGCAUGGGCUCUUUGGCUGUUUGGGGUUCAGUUCCAAAGGUUACAGUGCAUUGAACGGUUUAGCCCGAAGCUUAAACCCGGUUUCAUCCGGUUAAAUUCUAGUUCAAGUCAUUAAUCAAUUAUUAGUAUUGUUAAGCAAAUGUUUUUUUAUGUAUAGGUUAUGGAUUCAGUAAUCUUUUCAGUUAUAAAUAGUAUAUGUAUAAGAAGAUCAUUACUAUGUUUCUCUCUGUAGUUCUUGGAAAUGAUUUCAGAAUCUAAGAUUUUACAGUGGUGUUGUAAUACUUUUGUGACU
Molecule: messenger RNA, 1460 nt
Organism: Brassica oleracea var. oleracea
Lineage: Eukaryota; Viridiplantae; Streptophyta; Magnoliopsida; Brassicales; Brassicaceae
Exons: 1
Coding region: 127-1263 (378 amino acids)
Source: RefSeq, a predicted model, not a curated record